GAUGCGUGAGCAUGUUCUCAGUUCGAAUAGACAAUUCUUUAGAAAAUAAAGACAGUUGCUGUAGUUGUGGGUAGUUUGUGUGUAUAAUUUAACGUAGUAUAUUAGAAUGAAUAAGUUCAACGAAUUUUUUUCAAUUUCUUAUGUGUUAAGUUGCAAUUAGUGAACCGUAUAAAGCGAGUUAUUUUAACGGCCUACAAAAUAUUUCAUAUUUUUGUAUGUUAAUGUGAAAGUAGUUAUUUUUGUUUGCAACAGUUGUAGAAUUAUUAGUUUUUGUACUGUUUGUAUUUACACCGGUUGCAAUUAUGGAUGAAAACGAACAAGAAACUAAAUCACCUAUAAAACGGCUUGGGUCUACACGAAAACUUCUAGUUUUUAAUAAUAUUCGCCUGCAGUUGAACGAACAGCUAAGAUGUCUGGACGUACGUAUGGAAGCACAAGUGGCUCUCCUCACGGAACUCCAAGAUUUUUUCAGAAGAAGAGGAGAAUUAGAGUUAGAUUACUCCAAGAACCUUGAUAAGCUAGCCAAGAGUUUGCAACUUAGGCAUAAGGAACAGAAACAGAAACGAGAACAGUGGCCUUUAUUUUCAAGUUACGCUUGUUGGCAACAACUGGUAACACAAACGAAAAAUUUAAGUAGGGAUCACGUAGCUUUAUCAGAGGUCUACUCUACGCAUUUGGUGUCGCGGCUGUCCCAGGUUAUGGAAGACGUACAAAGGAUAUACAAGAGGUGCCGCGAAAUAGGGUAUGAGACGCACGAAGAGAUCUUGCGGGUUUUACACGAAUUGCACACGACUAUGAAAACAUAUCACAGCUACCAAGCAGAACUAAGGCAGGCCGAGGCGAAAUUGAGAUCGGCGGAAAUACAAAGAAAUAAACUGGAACAGUCAUUAUCGCAGGACAAAUUGGACCGCUCGAAGAAGUACAAACUCAUGGAAAAGGAAGUGAUGAAGCGCAAAAACAAGUACACAGAUGCCAAACUAAAAGCUCUAAAAGCUAGGAACGAAUAUAUUUUGUGCCUAGAAGCUUCCAAUACAACCAUACACAAGUAUUUUGUGGACGAUCUCUCUGAUCUCAUAGACUGCAUGGACUUUGGUUUUCAUAACUGUAUAUCAAGGGCACUAAUGAUGCAUGUGACUGCGGAAGAAGGAAGGCAGAAGUCAGUGCAAAACGGCCUAGACACCCUAUCGGCCUGCAUACACUCUUUGGAUUCUAGGUUGGACAAGCAAAGAUUUUUGGAGUAUAAUCACAGUGCAUUUAUGAUUCCUAAGAAACUGGAAUUCCAAGGACAAAAAUCCGAUGAGCCUCCUGAACCAGAGAUUCAGAACCUGCUCCAUAGAGAGAUGGAAAGCAGACUUACCCAGCUGCAACAAAGGGUUACUUCUUUGAGGGCGGAAUCUGAAGAAGUGUGGAAAACUCUAGAAACUGCCGAGAGUACUUUAUUAGAAAUGUUGAGUGCUAAAGACUAUGAUUGUAGUGGUUACUUUGGUGAGAAUGCGGUGCCUGCUAGUAAACCUCCUGAGACUGUUUCUGUUAAGCUCAGAGCUGAUAGACAAGAGACUGAAGAAUUUUAUUUAACAAAGUUUAGAGAGUAUCUAUUAGGGUCGACUAGAAUAGCCCGCCUAGAUGCAAAACAGGAAUUUUUAAGGCAAUCUCUAUUGGCCGAAGCUCCCGAUUUUUGUAAUUCAAUAAAGCCCGUUACGAAAACUCCCAAAAGAAAACGAAUAGGCAGAUUACAGAUGAGUGGGCAGCCUAAACUUUUCGGGGGAUCCAUUGAGGAAUACCAAGAAGCGACUAAUCAAGAGAUACCUUUGAUAAUGAGGUCGUGCAUUAGAGUAAUCAAUUUAUAUGGUUUACACCAUCAGGGUAUAUUUAGGGUAUCGGGUUCUCAGGUAGAGAUAAAUAAUUUUAGAGAAUGGUUUGAAAGAGGCGAGGACCCUUUGGCAGACAUGACUGACGCCUCUGAUAUAAACAGUGUAGCUGGUGUGCUAAAACUGUAUCUAAGAGAAUUACGUGAACCUCUCUUCCCUAUUAUUUAUUUUGAACAGUUCAUGGAACUAGCACAAUUAGAGUCUAAGAGAGAAUUUAUAGGGAGAAUGAAGGAACUGAUUGGUAACCUGCCACGUUCAGUGAUGGUGGUUCUCAGGUAUUUAUUUGCCUUCCUAAACCAUUUAUCAGAAUUUUCCGACGAAAACAUGAUGGACCCUUACAACUUAGCUAUAUGUUUCGGACCUACGCUAGUGCCAGUCCCCGAUGACAAGGACCAAGUUCAAUACCAGAACCAAGUAAAUGAGCUUAUAAAAAAUAUAAUUAUGUUUAACGACGAGAUAUUUCUUAACGAUGGUGGAGUCGUAUAUGAAAAAUACAUCUCGCCUAACUCUGAGGACCAGGACGUAGGCGAUUCUCCUUCCGAUCAAACUCAGGAAGACAUGGAUUCAGAAGUCUAUCCGUCAGAAGAUGACUCGGAAAAUAUUGAAGCUACGGCUCAGUUUGAUUUCAUUGCAAGAUCCGAUAGGGAAUUGUCAUUGAAAAGAGGUGAUUCGGUUACAUUAUACUCACAAGUGUCCCAUGAUUGGUGGCGAGGAGCCGUGAAUGGCCAAGAAGGACUUAUCCCAGACAAAUAUAUUUCGCUAAAAAUGAAAGAUGACGAUAGAGAUAAAAUGGGUCUAUUAAAGUCCAGUUCUUCAGAGGAGUCGGUUAGGAGACGCGCGUCAAGUUCUAAUGACUCGAUAUUAUCUGAAAGUUCCGCGUCGGCAAGUAACUCAAACUCGCCUCUCGUGCAGUGUAUGCCAGUAACAUGGACUAAAGUUUCCGAUAUAGCUGAAGCUAACUCAACUGAAAAUUCUUCGAUCGUGUUGAAUCAGUCUAGAGAGAACGAAACCAUAGCAAAACCAGAAUCAACUAACAGUAACGCAGCAAUAUCUCUUCAACCUAUGACAGAACAGGAUAAAUCAAAAUUAAUAGAUCAGUCUUCAAUCACCAAUAAAAACUCUGUGGAGCAGAGAACUAAUCCUUCAUCUAGUGAAGUUGGAAGUACGAAAGUCGAAGAAACCGAACAACCUUGUAAACAAAUAGACGAGUCUAAUGUUGAUUUCACACAAAAUCGGGAGCUUUGGCAGAGAAGAGCUAAUCUAGAAUCUACACCAGCUUCUCCUUUACUAAAAACGCACAGAUUUUCAGAACCAUAUAUACAGAGGCAAAAUCAUACUCCAGAUCUAGUUAUGGAUUUACCCGUCGUUGGGAAUUCAAGUCCAAAAGAACUCGCAAAGUCUAUGUCUGUUUUAAGUAGUACCUAUUCGGAUAGUUCUCCGGAAGAUGAUGCUAGUCCUACAAAAUUGGUAGAGAAUAAAACUGGCGCUGAUAGCCCAGACAUGCAGACUGCAGCAGAAACAUUUGCCAAACAGAACCAAUGCACUUUGAAAAAGAAUAAGAAAAUCCAAAUGGAAAAUUCAGAAUACGUUACCAUAACCAGUCCUAUGCUCGAUCGGAAGUAUGCAACGUUGGGAAGCAAUACAAGUACGACCACAACAUUUAAACCUCAACCCAAAACGAAACCUAUGGUGCUCAAAAAACCUGUCUUCUCUGUACCACUAAGAUCUGUCUCUAUAGAGAUGAUGUGUAAGGACCCUCCUGAUCUUCCAACAUAAAUCUGCUCAUAGAGAGAUUUACCUCACUAUUUUACGUUAUUUUUUUAUAUAUUUCAAAUAAUGUAAGAAUAUUUACGUCUUAUUUUACUAACUGACUGGUUUAGAGUAGAAUUCUUAAAACAAAUCUAGGAUGUGAUCAUAGAGAAUAUUAUUUAUGCCCUUACAAUGUUUUACAUGCUACGAUGAAACGAUAUUAACUGGAAGGUGAGAAUUUGACGAGUUUUCCUUUUAAUUAAAACUGUUGCAUCACUGUAGCAAUGCAAAACGUUUUGGGUAUUUUAAAAUCACAUCUGUUUUAUCUUUUUACUUGAGAAAGUGAACUUGAACGUUUUUAUUUCAAGUCUCGUGAAGCCAUUAGUAUACCUACCGUGAAGAUUUUAAAUAAAUAUCCUUGUAUGAGAGUUUAAUAGAAUAAUAGACUGAUUUAAAACCCAAUAAGCACAAUGUCACACUAAGUGAGUAAAUAUAUUCUGUCGGUUUAUCAAAAUUCCAUUGACAUUAACCAUAUUCAAGGUCAAAAUCUGCUUGGUGAAAGCGUAAUGUAUUAUUUUUGAGUAUUUGUGACAUUGUAUUUGGUGGGGCAAUGUAUUCAACGACUUACGUGUAGCUCUCUAAUUUUUUUUUCUGUUGAGCAAUUUGGCUUAACUAAAAUGUGUAACUACGAUAUUUAAUUUAUUGAAAGUUGGCAGGUUGAUAUUUUCCAAGUUGUAUUGUUCAUUGGCCUAAUCUGAGAUUUUGUUUAGUUUAAAUUGUUUUUAAGAUUAACAUUAAUUUAUACUGUCUAGUUCUAGAAUUUACUAUAAUUAUUACUAUAUAUUUUUAUAAUGUCUGAUGUUAUUGAAACCGUGUAAUGUAUAUAAUACACGACAAUAUAACUAUACGAAUCCAUUUACACAGAUACAUCACAUUUAAAGUCGACAUGAAUAGUUUAGGAAUGCUUAUAUACAUACAUUUCUGCAAAAUAUAUACCUGGUGUUUAUUGUUUAUAGUCAUAAUCAAAAAAUUCUUUAUCUUACAGUGUUAACCGUAGCCUCUCCAAAUAUAAUAUCAGGUAUAUCAGAUUUUUAUAUGCAUACGUUAAAUUGAACCUGUAAAACAAAAGGUAGUUAGUUACUGAGUUAAGAGGCAGACUAAAUUCUUAGCUCCAGUUCAAAUAUUGGAGAGUAUGAAACGAAGAAUAUUUAACUUGAAAUAAAAUCUGAUAUAUCUCGAACAGAAAUUUGUAUCUGGUUGUCCUAUUAAAAGUCCCUGUACAGGUUUCGGCACAAAAUGUAACGAUCCGAAAUUGCUUUUGUAAUGGUGUAACGUAAUAUUCAAAUUCUGAUUUUAAAAACUAAUGAUUUGUUAUGAACAUAUUUAUAUUCUGUUUCAAAAUAUGUGAUUAUUUCUGAUAUUGCAAUUGUAAAC
Anoplophora glabripennis (Asian longhorned beetle) is the source of this 5051-nucleotide messenger RNA. Its product is annotated as SLIT-ROBO Rho GTPase-activating protein 1-like. Gene Ontology annotation, molecular function: protein binding. Gene Ontology annotation, cellular component: cytoplasm. The record is from RefSeq and is a predicted model, not a curated record. Gene Ontology annotation, biological process: negative regulation of cell migration; signal transduction. NCBI's taxonomy places the organism in Eukaryota, Metazoa, Arthropoda, Insecta, Coleoptera, Cerambycidae. The transcript is spliced from 13 exons. Bases 303 to 3644 code for a protein of 1113 amino acids.